This is a messenger RNA of Metopolophium dirhodum (rose-grain aphid), 602 nucleotides long. RefSeq names its product cuticle protein 16.5-like. NCBI's taxonomy places the organism in Eukaryota, Metazoa, Arthropoda, Insecta, Hemiptera, Aphididae. The record is from RefSeq and is a predicted model, not a curated record. Bases 16 to 396 code for a protein of 126 amino acids. The transcript has a single exon.
UCUCUUAGAACACAAAUGAACACUUAUGAUUUUUGUACUUUGUGUUUGGCGCAGACAUUAGCCGCCGUUGCAGUUUUCGCGUCCGCCAUGAUGACCGCUUCUGCCAAACCAACUGAACUCGUGCCCGCCGCCGCCAUCGCUCCAGUGGCCGUUGCUACGCCAUACGCUAGCUCGUUCACGUCACACAGCGUGGCCCACAGCGUAGCCACCCCGGUCGUACCGGCCGCUCCGUACGUGGCCGCCGCUCCAUACGCCGCGGCACCAUACGUCGCUUCGCCUUACGCGGCCGCACCUUACGUCGCCGCGGCUCCUUACGUGGCCUCUCCUUACGCCGCGUCGCCAUACGGGGCCUCUCCUUACGGUUACUACCCGUACGCCGCUCCGGCUUACCUGUAAAGGACGUUCCGAACUAAGAUGACCACCGCACAGCAGUCUCCACGCGACAACGGACGAGAGACGACCGCAACAACAACUCCUAACGCCACUGAUUCUUUUCAUUUUUACAAUAUUUAGAUCGCAUUUUUUAUAUAAAUAUCGUACAGACGAUAUAAUAUUAUGUAAUUUGUAAACAUAAAAAACCGUAAAUGUCACGGUGACACGAA